AUGGAGGUGCCAGAACUCAGUCGCCCUGCCUCGCCUGCCAGGGACCAGCCAGCUCCUGCUCCUGGACAGCCAGGAGCCCCAGGUGGGCAGGUCUCACCUCACCUGACCCUGGGUCCUGUCAUUCUGCCACCGGAGCAGGGUCUGGCCCCUACCGUGUUCCUGAAGGCCCUGCCCAUUCCAUUGUACCACACAGUGCCUCCAGGGGGCCUCCAGCCACGUGCCCCUCUAGUGACACGCAGCCUGGAUGGGGGCAGUGUACCCUUUAUUCUCAGCCCCCUGCUGCGGCCUGAAGGACCAGGCCCUACUCAGGUGGGGAAGCCAGCAGCCCCGGCACUCACCGUGAACAUCGUGGGCACUCUGCCUGUCCUGUCACCAGGCGUGGGGCCCACGCUGGGUAGCCCUGGCAAGGUACGGAAUGCCGGCAAGUACCUUUGUCCACACUGUGGUCGGGAUUGCCUGAAGCCCAGUGUUUUGGAGAAGCAUAUCCGGUCCCACACUGGUGAGAGGCCCUUCCCGUGUGCCACCUGCGGCAUUGCCUUUAAGACCCAGAGCAACCUGUAUAAGCACAGACGCACCCAGACCCACCUCAACCACUCUCGGCUGUCCUCAGAGUCCGAUGGAGGUGGGGGCAGCCUCCUGGAGGAGGGGGAGAAGGCUGGAGAGAGCUCCAGAGCAGAUGCCAUGGGGGACAGCUGCAGCCAGAGGGUGGGUGGUGGGGCCCGACCAGAGAGACCCCUUUGUCCAGGCGCCCAAGGUGCUGGGCAGUGCUCAGUGUCUGCCAUGCGUCUACCUUCUGUUACCAAGACCUUGGGUCUGAAGUUGGAAGCCGUUCCCUGUCCAGGAUCCACAUUUGCUGACAGAGAGACCCCCAUGGAUGCUGCUGCCCAUCCAGCCUCCCCUGGGCUUGCCCUGGCUGGCUGCCAGCCAAGGUUUAAGCCACCGGAGCAGACAUCCCCGACUGCCAGCCGACUGUGCUCCCUGAAACAGCAGCAGAUGGCGACAUCCUCAGAGAAGCCCUGGGACGCCAAAGCCUCAGAGGGCCGGCUGCGGAAGUGUGAGAGCACUGACUCGGGCUACCUGUCCCGCUCGGACAGCGCAGAGCAGCCGCCGGCCCCUGGCAGCCCUCUGGAGCACAACACCGUGUCUGAGGGGGAGGUGGCCCUGGGGCCCGGGGGACCCGGCCUGCAGUUGGAGAAGAAGCAGUUGGAGGAGCGUAUCGCCUGGCUCAUCUCCCACAACCAGGCUGUGGUGGAUGAUUCCCAACUGGACAAUGUGCGACCCCGCAAGACGGUCCUGUGCAAGCAAGGUAGCAUCGACCUGCCCAUGCCCUACACCUAUAAGGACUCCUUCCACUUUGACAUUCGGGCGCUGCAGCCUAGCCGGAGGAGGCCUGCCACUGUCAGCUCGGCCCGGUCCACUUUUAUCCCUCCGGACAGGGCAAGGCCGCUCUUCUUUCACUCUGUCCCCACUCAGCUCUCCACUACCGUGGCGUGCGUGCCUAUCACCAGGAGCAACUCACUGCCCUUUGUCGAGGGCACCAGGACCUGGCAGGAACCGUUGGACCCCAGGGACGCCUGCCCCAGGAGGCAGAAACCUCUGAGCCCCAAGCCUGCCCCCACCCGACUGGUGGAUGUCCUCAGCGGUCCCCCUCGGGCCUUGGUCAGACAAACUGCUGUGGAGGACCUUCUCUUUCCCCCCACUGGAGACAGCCUGGUCCCCGCAGAAGACCCAGAUGGAAACAAAGCUGCUGCUGGGGAGGGGGCAGCCAGCAAGGGCAGAGCAGCCAAUAAGAAAUGCAGCCAGAGGAAGCUGAAGAUGUUCUCCCAGGAUAAGUGGCAGGUGUAUGGGAAUGAGACAUUCAAGAGAAUCUACCAGAAAAUGAAAACCAGCUGCCACGGAGGCAAGAAGACGAAGGAGGUGACAGUGGGUAGUAGGACAGAGCUGGACUUUCCUCUCCAGGAAGAGCUACCAGGGAAUGAGGGCAUAGUCUCAUCCCAGGACAGGAGAUACCCUAUCCAUGGGGAUGCACCUGUGGGGGCCAAACCAGGACCUUGCAGAAGUUCACUGGCCCCGGAGGGCUUCUUGGUGAUAGAGCCCCCCAAGCAGAGGGAGAUGGUCACCAGAGCAGGAGUCAGUGACCAGCCUGGGGUGAACAGGGCCACCUCACCCCCCACCUUCAACUGCAGAGAACCCCCCUGUUUGGGCAGCAAAAGCCCUUUGCUUUCUCCAGAUGAAAGGCUGGGGCUGGGGUGUCAGCUGCCCCCAGCACCCGGUCCCCUCAAGGGAGGUGACCUAGAGGCUCCCACACCAGUUUUGCCAGACCCUGAGCUGGAAGGAGGCACCUGUGAUGGUGGGGGAAAGGAGACCUGUCCGUGGACCCACACUGUGCCAAGGCGGCCCAGCGGUAGCUCUGGGGAGCCCCAGGCCUCAGAAAACAAGCUCCCCUCAGAGAGGAAGAAGCUGAAAGUGGAGAAGCUGAGCUGCCAGGAGCAAUCAGAGCCUCCAGGAACAGAAACGAUGGCCCCAGGUGGCCCUUUGCAGGCCACCUCUCUGCCAUCUCAGAACCAGGACAGUGACUCUGGGGAUAAGCCAGGGGGGCUACGUGAGAGCACUGAUAGCGUGGCGAGGGGCAGAGCUGGGCAGCCGUGCAAGCCCUUGGAGGUUUGCGGUGCUUCUGCUGCUCCUUCUGUGGCCCCGAGGCAGCUGGCCAGAGCUGGCCUCGUGUACCCACUCAGACACCGGGUGGAGCUUCAGGGCCCACAGCCCUUUCCCAUCAUUGAGGGCUGA
Nyctereutes procyonoides (raccoon dog) is the source of this 2787-nucleotide messenger RNA. It is a transcript of the gene ZNF831, whose product is annotated as zinc finger protein 831. The record is from RefSeq and is a predicted model, not a curated record. Bases 1 to 2787 code for a protein of 928 amino acids. The transcript is spliced from 2 exons. Lineage: Eukaryota; Metazoa; Chordata; Mammalia; Carnivora; Canidae.